Messenger RNA from Lates calcarifer (barramundi perch), 2957 nucleotides. RefSeq names its product E3 ubiquitin-protein ligase TRIM21. NCBI's taxonomy places the organism in Eukaryota, Metazoa, Chordata, Actinopteri, Centropomidae. The transcript has 2 exons. Gene Ontology annotation, biological process: protein ubiquitination. Gene Ontology annotation, molecular function: ubiquitin-protein transferase activity; protein binding; zinc ion binding. The coding region runs from base 160 to 1797 and encodes 545 amino acids. The record is from RefSeq and is a predicted model, not a curated record.
CUUGAACGUCACACUCCAGAAAAAAAGCUGAAGCCAGUCAGAGCAACAACGGAGCUGCAGUCCAGAUGAGUGUGUUUCUGUCUAAAAGAAAAUUAAAGUGAGUCCAUCAGGUCUUUGUCAACAACACAGCAGAGUCUCUACCAAACACUGUGUGUAGACAUGUCUGCUGCCAGCUGUCUGCUAUCUAAAGAUCAGUUUCUGUGCUCCAUCUGUCUGGAUGUGUUCACUGAUCCAGUCUCCACACCAUGUGGACACAACUACUGCAAAAACUGCAUCACUCAACACUGGGAUAUUAAUGACAGGUGCCAGUGUCCCAUGUGUAAAGAAGUUUUCUACACAAGACCUCAGUUGAAGAUCAACACUUUACUCUCUGAGAUGGUUGCUCAGUUCAGACAGGAAGCUCAACAGAAAGCCAGCAGCAGCUCAGAGCAACAAGUUGCCAAACCAGGAGAAGUUUCCUGUGACGUCUGCACUGGAACCAAACUGAAGGCCCUGAAGUCCUGCCUGGUGUGUCUGACCUCCUACUGUGAGACUCACCUGGAGCCUCAUCUGACAGUGUCAGGCCUGAAAAGACAUCAGCUGAUGGACCCUGUGAAGAACCUGGAAGACAGGAUGUGUACGAAGCACGAUAAACCUCUGGAGCUGUUCUGUAAGACCGACCAGACAUGUGUCUGCAUGCUCUGCUCUGUUUUAGACCACAGGACACAUGAGUUUGUUCCUGUGAAAGAAGAAUGUGAAGGAAAGAAGGCAGAGCUGGAGAAGACAGAGGCUGAAAUUCAGCAGAUGAUCCAGAAGAGACGACUGAAGAUUGAGGAGAUCAAACACUCAGUCAAGAUCAGUAAAGAUGAUGCAGACAGAGAGAAAGCAGAAGGUGUUCAGGUCUUCACUGCUCUGAAGGAGUCUGUUGACAGAGGCCUGAACCAGCUCAUAAAGGAGAUGGAAGAGAAACAGAAAACCACAGAGAAACAGGCUGAAGACUUGAUCACAGAGCUGGAACAGGAAAUCUCUGAGCUGAUGAAGAGAAGCACUGAGGUGGAGCAGCUCUCACUCUCUGAAGACCACCUCCACCUCCUCCAAAACUUCCCAUCCCUGAAAGCUGCUCCACCCACCAAGGACUGGACAGAGGUCAGAGUCCGUCCACCAUCAUAUGAGGGGACUGUGGUGAGAGCUGUGGCUCAGCUGGAGGAGAUGCUCAGUAAAGAGAUGAAGAAGCUGUUUGAGGCUGAGCUGAAGAGGGUCCAGCAGUAUGCAGUGGAUGUGACUCUGGAUCCUGAUACAGCACAUCCUGAACUCAUCCUGUCUGAUGAUGAGAAACAAGUGAAACAUGGUGAUGUGAAGAAGAAUCUUCCAGAAAAGCCAGAGAGAUUUUCUCCUUGUCCAUGUAUCUUAGGAAAGCAGAGUUUCUCUUCAGGCAGAUUUUACUUUGAGGUUCAGGUUAAAGAAAAGACUAAAUGGACUUUAGGAGUGGCCAGAGAGUCGAUCUACAGGAAGGGAAACAUUACGCUGAGCCCUCAGAAUGGUUACUGGACGAUAUGGUUGAGAAACAGAAAUGAGUACAAAGCUCUUGAUGUCCCUCCAGUCGAUCUCUCCCUGAAGUCUGGUCCUAAGAAGGUGGGGGUGUUUGUGGAUUAUGAGGAGGGUCUGGUCUCCUUUUAUGACGUAGAUGCUGCAGCUCUCAUCUACUCCUUUACUGGCUGCUCCUUCACUGAGAAACUCUACCCAUACUUCAAUCCCUGCCUUAAUGAAGGUGGUGAAAACUCUGUCCCUCUGAUCAUCUGUCCUGUCAGUUACAACUGAUAGAUCAGUAACUUGGUUUUGAUUUCUUUUUAUAUUAAUUGAUUUCUUUUUAUUAAAGGGAACACGUGUACAUGCUGAGUGUAACACUGUUAACAUCUUUUCACUUUCUGAAGUUUCUCUUGGUUCACACUUCAUCUUAAGGGUUUUUAAUUGUAUGUAUCUCAUUACAAAGGAAACACAUUGAUCUGAUGCAUCAACUCUGCCUCAGCCACCAAUGUGUUCAUCAUGACACAAACAUAAUGUGGAAAAUUUCUAUUUAAACCUCUGUUAAUUUUAUUUUCAGUUCUAGGAGAAAUCACAAAAUCAAGUUUUAUAAAGAAAGAAAAAAUGUGUGAGUAGAAAAAUAUUAUUAUUCAUUAUUAUACAAAAUAUAAACAUUUAAUUAAUACAAGAAAUGCUUAUGUAUAAUAAUUUAAUUCAUUAUUGGACAAUUUUUAUUUCUUUUAUGAAUACUGCUGAGAUGGUUUAUGAUUUAAAGGAAUCUGUAAAUAUGUGAUUGUAAAGAGAAAAGUGUAAGUGAAAAAAUGACUUGACGUGUACUUUGAUGUUUUAGCUCAUUUCUGGGUUUAUGACUUUACUGCAGCCAGCCACCAGGGGGCGAUGGAGAUGUUUUGGCUGUAGGAGCUGUGAUGUGUCCAUCUCAAUAUACAGUCACUGAUAUUUAGGAAAAGCAGAGACUGUAAAAGUUAGUUGUUUUUUCCUCAGGUAGAAACUGUAGCUCUGUCUGUUUUUAGUUUAAUAAGAAAAGUGCAGCAGCAGAAACUCUUUGUGUUCUUACGAGUCUAGAAAGAAAAAUGAAUUCUGCAGCUCUCAGCUUUGUGAAGAAUGAAGACCAAACUACUUCUUUGUGUUUAUGAACUGAAACGUUUCUUUAGGUUCAUGAUUCCUGUUUGUGAUGUGAUUCCAGCUGAAUGUGUCACUGAGAGGCUGAGAGGGAGUUAAAGCAGCGAGUGGGUGGAAACGCUUCACCUCCAUAUUUCACUGCAGAACGCUGUGACACAGGCUGAAAAAUAAUCUGCUCAGAGAUCAUAGUUUGAGAAGCGUGACUCAGAUAUAACAUUAGGUCAUAGGAGCUGUUUGGAAUCACCUGCACUCAUGUAUAAAUGGUUAAAUUUGUCUUUGCUUGUGUUCAUGAAAGUAAAAUAAGCUUCUAGAACGAA